Messenger RNA from Oryctolagus cuniculus (rabbit), 1632 nucleotides. RefSeq names its product sorting nexin family member 21 (gene SNX21). Gene Ontology annotation, molecular function: protein binding; phosphatidylinositol phosphate binding. The record is from RefSeq and is a predicted model, not a curated record. Gene Ontology annotation, biological process: protein transport. Lineage: Eukaryota; Metazoa; Chordata; Mammalia; Lagomorpha; Leporidae. Gene Ontology annotation, cellular component: early endosome membrane.
GGGCCGGAGGCGGGGCGGCGGCAGGAAGCGGCCGGAGCGGCGCUCGGAGCGGCCUGGGCCCGGCGGAGCCCGGGGAGGCCCGGCCGCCUCGCUCAGCCGCGGGGUGCUGCACCGGGGACCCCAGGGACCGGCGCGCCCCCGAGUGCAGCGCGCGACGCGGGAGGUGCCAUGGCCUCGCGGCUCCUGCACCGGCUGCGGCACGUCCUGGCCGGCGAUGGCCCCGGGGAGGCAGUGGCCGGUGCCGAGCCCGAGCAGUUCCCGGAGAGCUCGGAGCUGGAGGACGACGACGCCGAGGGCCUGUCCUCCCGCCUCAGCGGCACCCUUAGCUUCACCAGCGCCGAGGACGACGAGGACGAGGACGAGGACGACGCCGAGGAGGCCGGACCCGACCCGCUGGCCCCCGGGGGCGAGGCCUCGGGCGAAGACGCAGAUCAGAGCCCCCCACCUGACGGGCAGCGGAGCAGUCAGCUCCUGGCCAAGCAGCUGCAGGAUUUCUGGAAGAAGUCUCGGAACACCCUGGUUCCCCAGCGGCUGCUCUUCGAGGUGACCAGCGCCAACGUUGUCAAGGACCCGCCCUCCAAGUACGUGCUCUACACCCUCGCCGUGACGGGCCCAGGGCUGCCAGCCCAUCAACCAGCCCACAUCUCUCGCCGCUACUCGGACUUCGAGCGACUCCACCGAAACCUGCAGCGUCAGUUCCGGGGCCCCAUGGCUGCCAUCUCCUUCCCCCGUAAGCGCCUGCGCCGGAAUUUUACUGCAGAGACCAUCGCCCGCCGCAGCCGGGCCUUUGAGCAGUUUUUGGGCCAUCUGCAGGCAGUGCCUGAGCUGCGUCACGCCCCAGACCUACAGGACUUCUUCGUGCUGCCGGAGCUGCGACGGGCGCAGAGCCUCACCUGCACUGGCCUCUACCGGGAGGCUCUGGCGCUCUGGACCAACGCCUGGCAGCUGCAGGCCCAGCUAGGCAACCCCUCUGGCCCAGACCGCCCCCUGCUGACCCUGGCUGGACUGGCUGUGUGCCACCAGGAGCUGGAGGACCCUGGAGAGGCCCGCGCCUGUUGUGAGAAGGCCCUGCAGCUGCUGGGGGACAAGAGCCCCCACCCUUUCCUGGCACCCUUUCUGGAGGCCCACGUUCGGCUCUCCUGGCGCCUGGGCCUGGACAAACGUCACUCAGAGGCCCGACUCCAGGCCCUGCAGGAGGCAGGCCUUACGCCCAUGCCACCCCCCAGUCUCAAAGAACUGCUCAUCAAGGAGGUGCUGGACUAAUCCUUGCUUAGACUGAGGGUCACUGCCCCAAACGGGGGCAAGACCCUGCUGAGGACAUGGAGAGCAGCUGGGGCCCCUGAAAUGUCCACAGAGAGGAUCUGUAGCAGAGUGAGGAGACUGAAUUCUGGUGAGCAGCGCUCAGGACGCCCCGGAAUGGUGCAGGGAGGAAACUGGACGCAGCCUCUCUCUGGCUUAUAAACAGUCAGGGGCUAGGGCCAACUCAGGGCCAGCGUUUCGUUUCCCACAGACCUCCGAGCCAGCCAGGCAGCCUGGCUGAAGAGCGAGGGACUCUGCCCUGGAGUCCUGAAGUUGAGGGAUGGAGGGAGGGCUGCAGGUCUGGCCCGGGGGAAUUAAAGGCCACUCCAGCGG